AUGACAACUAGGCGCGAGGGACCGCAAGUGGUGCUGAAGACGCGGGAGCAGCAGCAACAGAAACAACAAAAAGUGCAACAGCAACAGCAGCAACAGAGAGAGCAGCGGCGAAAUGACAGCGUGGCGGAAUCCCCGCCGGCAAUGUCCGUCCUGCGCGUCAUGCUUCAGAUGGCACUCUGCGUUUCUGGCAUUUACGUUUGUUUCGGUGUUUGGUCCAUCAAGCAGGAGCGUGUCAUCACGAAGCCGUAUCGUGCGGUGGACGGCGAUGCGACGGCGGAGUCGGCACGGCUGUCGACAGUGUUCGUGAUUGNUGUCAUCACGAAGCCGUAUCGUGCGGUGGACGGCGAUGCGACGGCGGAGUCGGCACGGCUGUCGACAGUGUUCGUGAUUGGACUCGCGCAGGCCGCUGCGGGUGGACUUGUCAGCGCGCUCCUUCUACUCGUGGAGGCGUUGUACGCCCGGCGCUUCACACAGCAGCGCAGUGACGCGGUGCCGAAGACGGAGGCGCGUGUGACGGGGGGCUUUAACGCCAACGUGUUCCGCCUGACGAUGGUGAUGGGCUUCACCAACGCCUUCGGCUCCAGCCUGGGCUACGCGGCGAUGCGGCGGCUGCCGUACCCCGUCGUGCUCGCAACAAAGAUGUCNACCAACGCCUUCGGCUCCAGCCUGGGCUACGCGGCGAUGCGGCGGCUGCCGUACCCCGUCGUGCUCGCAACAAAGAUGUCGAAGAUGGUGCCCGUCAUGCUGGUCGGGUUUUUCUGGCACGGCACGCGGUACUCACUGAGCAAGUGCGCGGCGUGCGGCGUCAUCACAGGCGGUAUCAUUUGCUUCUACAUGCUGGAGGAGGCGCAACACCCGCACCGGGAAUCAAGGCCGGUCCGCGGCAGUGGUGGGAUGGGAUUCGCGCUGCUGCUGCUAAACCUCCUCAUGGAUGGAUUCACCAACUCCACGCAGGAUGUGCUUGUCAAACGCCAGCGGUGGGGCGGCAACAGCCUCAUGUUGUACACGAACAUCGCCUCCGGUGCGUGGCUGGCGCUCGUGCUGGUGGCGUUGGAGCUGCUCCACCCUCUAGCUGGGGUGUUUCUUGAGGUGGAAGAGAUGUCGGGAGCGGCACUGUCGCCCACCACCUUGCCACUGCUGCCACUCCUCGUGUCCGUUGACACUUUUGCCCGCUGGUUCCUGCGCGAGGUGGUGCCGCUAGGCGACUUCUCCCGCACGUACCACUUUUUCCAGCAGUACCCGGAGGCGCUGCAUGACGUUGUUGUGAUGAGUCUUCUUAAUGCGGUUGGGCAGUUUUUCAUCUUCCGCACCAUCUCUCUCUUUGGGACGCUGACGAUGACGGCUCUGACGCUGCUUCGGAAGUCGGGGAGUGUGCUGCUGUCCAUUCUCAUCCACGGCCACCACGUCGCGGCAGGGCAGUGGGUCUCGCUGCUGCUCGUCUUUGCGGGGGCUGUGUGGGAAGGACUUACGCACGCACGCAGGGACACGCCAUCGCCAACCAGUAAGGUGAAGGGCAGCACGACUCUCACCACUACCAGCAAAAGCAAGAAUACCAAUGGCAAGGGCAAUGGCAUUCACACCUCGCCACCUGCUGUACGUGAGGAGGGGGCGACGAAGAAGGGUGCUUCUGGCGGACCCCCGGUGGCUGCACGAUGA
Molecule: messenger RNA, 1656 nt
Organism: Trypanosoma grayi
Lineage: Eukaryota; Euglenozoa; Kinetoplastea; Trypanosomatida; Trypanosomatidae
Product: solute carrier family 35 (UDP-galactose transporter), member B1
Exons: 1
Coding region: 1-1656 (551 amino acids)
Biological process (GO): UDP-galactose transmembrane transport
Cellular component (GO): Golgi membrane; endoplasmic reticulum membrane
Molecular function (GO): UDP-glucose transmembrane transporter activity; UDP-galactose transmembrane transporter activity
Source: RefSeq, a predicted model, not a curated record